GAUCGUCGCUGUCGUAAAAGCCAACCUGCCGCAAACCGGCUGACGUGUCUGUUUAAAGAUGAUGACUCUGGUGUCAACAAGAAGCCGGGAUAAAAAUAUAUCCUCGGCCCCGAAUUUUUGAUGCGGAUCCAACUGCAGAAUCAUGGCGGAGGGGAUCCACAGGAGUAACAUCGUCAGGGACUUGGGGUGCCGGACAAUCGGCUUACUCCAUCCCAGAGACUUUGUCGUCUCUACGACCGGUUAUACCAGUUUCAUCCAGAGACUGCAGCUGCACAGUAAAUUGCCAGUACACACAGGAUGUGUGAACAGUAUCUGGUGGUCGGACGACGGAGAACACAUUUUAUCCGGCAGUGACGACACCAACCUCUGCAUCACCAAUGCUUGGACUGGGAAGAUUGUUACCUCCAUCAGAUCGGGCCAUCGGGCGAACAUUUUCAGCGCCAAGUUCAUGCCGCACUCUGGGCUCGGGCGCGUGGUGUCGUGUUCUGGGGACGGAAUCCUGUACUACACAGAUGUAGAGAGGGAAAAUACCUGGGGCUCCAACGUCUUCAACUGUCACUAUGGCACCGCUUAUGAGCUGCUCACACUGGACAGCGACCCCAACACGUUUCUAUCCUGCGGGGAGGAUGGGACAGUUCGGUGGUUCGACAUCCGUCUCAAGACCACCUGUACAAAAGACAACUGCAAAGAUGAUAUUCUGAUAAAAGCCCACCGUGCUGUAACAGCCAUUGCUGCCAACCCCCACACGCCAUACCACCUCGCGGUCGGCUGUUCCGACAGCUCUGUACGACUGUUUGAUCGCAGAAUGCUGGGAACUAAAGGGAGUGGUGGUGUAUGUGGGAAGGGUACACUCGGCGUGUUCUGUCGUUUCUGCCCGCCGCCGCUGAGCAACAAAUCGUGCCGCGUGACGUCCCUGAAGUACAGCAGUGACGGCCAGGACUUACUAGUCAGCUACUCCUCUGACUACAUCUACCUGUUCAGCCCCCAACACCUGACUCCUGACGGACAUGGGGGUGUCAAGUAUGAGGACUCUCACAGCACCAGCAAUGACCCUCCAGUGAAGAGGCUGCGGUUACGCGGAGACUGGUCAGACACUGGUCCGCAGUCACGGCCGGAGAGCGAACGUGACACCAGGGCUACCGAAAGUCCACAGCGUUCCCUGAUGCAACGCAUGACUGACAUGCUGCAGCGAUGGCUUGAGGACCCGGCCAGCUUCCGACAGUCGAUGCAGCCGCCCCAGGGCCAGGGGGCGGACUCCUCCCCGUCAUCCGACUCUUCCACUUCUCAAACCACGGCCGGAACGCCCUCACCUUCCAGACCAGACACCGCCGGAACACCCUCGCCUUCUAGAACAGAGGUGGUGGGAACAGCAGAGGCUGGAGCAGCAGACAGACAGAGCACAGAGCAGGGCAGCCAGCCAAAUCAGACACCUGAGGGAGAGACACCUGCUGAAGUGACAGGUGCAACAGCUGUAUCAGGUGCUACAGGUGUACCAGAUGCUACAGCUGUAUCAGGUGCUACAGAAACUCCUGCAGGAGACGCACCAACUGCAGAGACUGUCACUGCAGAAACUGCUGCAGGAGAGCCCCCUGCUGCAGACACAAGUACUGCAGUUGCACCUUCAUCAGGUUCAGAAACUGGUUCAGGAGAGCCCCCUGUUGCAGGGACAGGUACUGCAGCCAAAUCAGGUGCCAUUGGUGGAAAUGUAGAACGCGAAGAUACAAAGAGCACAGAAACAACGGAAAACAACUCUGGCAAGAAUUCUUGCAAACUGAAACCGUCGCAUAAGACUAAAGAUGCAAGUCCUAAGAAGGAAGUUACAGCCAAGGCUGAGGAGGAGGAAAAGAAAGUGAAAACUGAAAGUAAAACUGUAGAUAGGAACAAGUCUGAGACAUCAACUAAGAAAAACAGCAAGGAAAGGAAGGAAAGAAAAGACACAGAAACAAAUGUCUUAAGAGCGGACACUGCACAAGAGACAAGUCCAGUUUGUGAGAUCAAAGUUGUGGAUACUAGUGUAUUAACCACAGAAUCUAGUACUGAAACUCGAACUGGAGCUGUGCCCAAGACAGUAGAUGAUCACUCAAAACCUAAAGACGGUGCCAAGAAAACAGAAAUGUUGAGAAAAGAUUCUAAAGGUGAUAGCAAAGAGAAAAGUGGAGAAUCGCCUAGUUUGAAGGUCGAUUCUACUGAAGGUCAACAGGAGAGUUCCUUAGAACCUGGUGCAGUCGGAGGGAGUGAAGAAGGAACAGACAGUGACUUAAAGGACUUGAGCGUUGUUUCUCAAGACGAUGUGGUACGGCCCAAGAAACCUACAGUAGGGAGUGACAGCAGACAAUCCUCCCCACCGACGAGUGAGACAACCCCGCCCACCCCUCAGUCGGAUGAGCCAGUCCCGUCAGGAGAUAGCGAUGAUGAUGAAGAAGAAGACACAUCAAUGGCGGAGAGAUCGGGACGUCCGAUGUACGCCCGUCUCCAGGCGCUGAUGAAGAUGCGACGCGAGCAGAGAGAGAAAGAAGAGACAGAGUUGAGUCAGCUUCCAUGCCCGCCGCACAAGAUGAUCUACAAGGGCCACCGCAACGCCAGGACCAUGAUCAAGGAGUCCAACUUCUUCGGAUCCCAAUACGUCAUCAGUGGGUCGGACUGCGGUCACGUCUUCAUCUGGGAUCGUUACACCGGGAGGCUCGUGACGCUCUUCGAGGCGGACAAGCACGUAGUGAACUGUGUGCAGCCACACCCGAGGUACCCAGUCCUCGCCACGAGCGGGAUCGACUACGAUGUGAAACUGUGGAUGGCCAUGGCGGAGGAGGCGAGCUUUCCCGAGGAGGCACACGAAAUCAUGCACCGGAACGAGGCCAUGCUCGAGGAAACGCGGGACACCAUCACGGUCCCCGCGUCGUUUAUGUUGCGCAUGCUGGCGUCGCUGAACCACAUUCGCUCUGAGCAAACGGAUUCGCAACCGGCGGGGGAAGAGAGGAGACCCAGCGAAGACUGAGUGGAACUUGUUCAGUGCUUCUCUAAGUUACAUCCUCCCAGCUCACACUAUUUCUAUGUCUGCUAGUUUUUUCACAAAGCAUAAGUUUAAAAACAUAUUUCUCCUUCAAGAUAUAGCAUCCUAUACAACUUACCAAUAUUACCAUCUUGGUAACCACUGCACAAGGGGAACUGUUCACAGGGAUUCGAUUUUGUGAGAGAAAGAAAAAGGAGUGUUUUAAUACUGUUCAACCUGUCUUCAGUGGAAUACUCAGUACUGUAGUACAGACUCUAAUGCUGCACCAUUGUAUAUACCUACUCUUUUAGGAAAUCUCUCAAACAAUUCUGACAGCAUUUCUGAAAUAUAACCUGACUAAAUCACGCCUCUAGCAGCC
This is a messenger RNA of Branchiostoma floridae (Florida lancelet), 3365 nucleotides long. Its product is annotated as DDB1- and CUL4-associated factor 6-like. Gene Ontology annotation, biological process: positive regulation of transcription by RNA polymerase II. Gene Ontology annotation, cellular component: cytoplasm; Cul4-RING E3 ubiquitin ligase complex. The transcript has 13 exons. NCBI's taxonomy places the organism in Eukaryota, Metazoa, Chordata, Leptocardii, Amphioxiformes, Branchiostomatidae. Gene Ontology annotation, molecular function: protein binding. Bases 143 to 2992 code for a protein of 949 amino acids. The record is from RefSeq and is a predicted model, not a curated record.